AUGCCAAUUGAUCCGGUACGCACGGCGGCUCCGGAAAUCACGAACAACACCGAGGACGAGCUGGCCGGUAACGCCGAGCCGGGUGCGGUGAUCGUAAUCACCGAUCCGGUCAGCGACAGCGUGACCAGCACGGUGGCGGACGCGGACGGCCACUGGAGCAUCCAGCCGAAUCCGGCGGGCUUGGACGCCAAAGACGUCGUGCCCAUAGACUUCAUUGUUCUAUCCCCGGUGGUAGAGGUUUUGAUUCAGUACUGGUCGGACCAGUUCAAUUCGGAUAUCACUCGCGAAUGCAGAAAACACAUGGUACUGGAUGUAUUCAGAACUGAGCAUCCAUGUAUGAAUAUUAAAAUAUCUGUGCCAAAACCAUAA
This is a messenger RNA of Plasmopara halstedii, 369 nucleotides long. RefSeq lists its product as uncharacterized. The record is from RefSeq and is a predicted model, not a curated record. Bases 1 to 369 code for a protein of 122 amino acids. The transcript has 3 exons. NCBI's taxonomy places the organism in Eukaryota, Oomycota, Peronosporomycetes, Peronosporales, Peronosporaceae.